CACACUCUCCACAUCAAACUAAACUAUACUCCCUAUAUCCUUGACUAUUAUUACUCCGUAUAUAUAUAGUAAAAAAAAGCUGAGCUCCGGUGGUCACUACUUGCCGGCCGGCGGCCGCCUCAUUCAUCAACUCACUCGAGAUCAGGGGCCACUGUAAUUAAUUAAUUAAUUACAGUAUUAAUUAGGAGAUCAGAGGAGGGUAAUUAUAUAGUAAAAUAGAAAAUGGAAGAGGCGAAAUGGAAGUUGAGCAAGAAUGACCCUUGCACGCGCUCGUGCUCGUCGUCGGGCCUGUCGCAGAAGAAGAGCGGCGCCGCCAGCAUGCGGAGGAGCAGCUCCCAGAGGACCGCCGCCGGCGGCGGCGGCAACAACUUCACACGGAAAUGCAGCAACAUGGCCAAGGAACAGAAGGCCAAAUUCUACAUUGUCAAAAGAUGCAUCGGUAUGCUGCUCCAUUGGAAUAAGCACCGCGACUCCGAUUCUUAAUUUCUUCUUCUUCCUUUUUUUUCCUUCUUUAUUUUUUUUGUUUAUUUCCUUCCCUGCCCCACCAAUUGCUCUAUGAAUUACCGAGUAUGAUAUAAUAAAAUACUCUCUUUAAUUAUAAUCAUAAUAUACUCCCUAUAUUUUACUCCCUCCCAAAUUUAUUUUCUUAAUUUUUUUGAACAAGACGGUUCCCAUGACAUUGGAAUGACCAGAAAUCGCUACGGGAUCCUAUUUUUAAAAUUUACGGUUUCUAUGCCCUUAACUAUCUCGUGAACCCCCCACUCUGUCACAAUCCGAACACACCCCCACCUCUUCAAUUGUACUUUCACGUUUAUUUGAAAGAGAUGGAAUAUGUUAUCCAUUUUGAUUCUUCUUCCUCUUAAUAAAUCUUAACCAAACAAUUUUAUUUUUUAAACAACGUGAAAAAAACAAAGAGGAUGAUUAAUU
Messenger RNA from Cuscuta campestris, 927 nucleotides. The record is from the annotation of a GenBank genome assembly. Lineage: Eukaryota; Viridiplantae; Streptophyta; Magnoliopsida; Solanales; Convolvulaceae.